Molecule: messenger RNA, 1972 nt
Organism: Phragmites australis (common reed)
Lineage: Eukaryota; Viridiplantae; Streptophyta; Magnoliopsida; Poales; Poaceae
Product: probable homogentisate phytyltransferase 1, chloroplastic
Exons: 13
Coding region: 403-1542 (379 amino acids)
Cellular component (GO): membrane
Molecular function (GO): prenyltransferase activity
Source: RefSeq, a predicted model, not a curated record
UUCCGUUCCCGUGCAACACCGCGAAGCCUUGUUUCGGCAGGCGACGCACGAGGUACACCUGGCAAUCCGCCCGCGCCCCACAACGCUACCUUACUACUCGCUGCCUCCACCGCAGCGACGCCCUGCUGCUCCACUCACUCCCCCCCGCACCCGCAGGCCUCCGCCGGGCGCCGCGCAGCGAUGGAUGCGCUCCGCCUCCGGCCGUCCCUCCUCUCCGCGCGGCCCGGCGCCGCCCGCCCGCGAGGUUAUGUCGAUUAUUUCGUGGAUAAACAGAUUUGCCGAAGGCUUCUCAAUCUAUGAAAGUACUCGAAUUCUCUGCUCAGAUCUUUGCUGCUUGUGUAAAAUUCUUUGCUGUUAUUAACCAAAAGCACUGGUGCCGCAACAACACUGGCAUGCCUGCAUAUGGAUCAUUUUCCACCACCUUUUUGUUCUAUCCAACAAAAUGGUGAAGGGCGAGUUUGUUUUUCCAGCCAAAGGACCCAAGGCCCUACCUUGUUUCACUGUCAGAAAUUCUUCGAUUGGAAAUCCUCCUAUUGUAGGAUAUCACAUCGGUCAAUAAAUACUUCUGUUAAUGCUUCGGAGCAACAUCUGCAAUCUGAACCUGAAGCACAUGAUUCUGCAAGCAUCUGGAGGGCAAUAUCAUCUUCUCUGGAUGCAUUUUACAGAUUUUCUCGGCCGCAUACUGUCAUAGGAACAGCACUUAGCAUAGUCUCAGUUUCCCUACUAGCUGUCGAGAGCUUGUCUGAUAUAUCUCCCCUGUUCCUCACUGGUUUGCUGGAGGCAGUGGUGGCCGCUCUUUUCAUGAACAUUUAUAUUGUUGGAUUGAAUCAGUUAUUCGACAUUGAAAUAGACAAGGUUAACAAGCCAACUCUUCCACUGGCAUCUGGGGAAUAUUCUCCUGCAACUGGGGUUGCAAUAAUAUCAGUCUUUGCUGCCAUGAGCUUUGGCCUUGGAUGGGUUGUUGGAUCACAACCUCUGUUUUGGGCUCUUUUCAUUAGCUUCGUUCUUGGAACUGCAUAUUCAAUCAAACUACCAUACUUCAGAUGGAAGAGAUUUGCUGUUGUUGCAGCACUUUGCAUAUUAGCAGUUCGUGCAGUGAUUGUCCAGCUGUCCUUUUUUCUCCACAUUCAGACUUUUGUUUUCAGAAGACCGGCAGUCUUUUCUAGGCCAUUGAUAUUUGCAACUGCAUUUAUGACCUUCUUCUCAGUUGUAAUAGCACUUUUCAAGGAUAUACCUGAUAUUGAAGGAGACCGCAUUUUUGGGAUCCGAUCUUUCACUGUUCGAUUAGGCCAAAAGAAGGUUUUCUGGAUUUGUGUUGGUCUACUUGAAGUGGCUUACAGCGUUGCAAUACUGAUGGGAGCUACUUCUUCCUCUUUGUGGAGCAAAUCUGCAACCAUUGCUGGCCAUUCAAUCCUCGCUGCGAUCCUAUGGCACUGCGCGCGAUCGGUUGACUUGACGAGCAAAGCUGCAAUAACAUCCUUCUACAUGUUUAUCUGGAAGCUGUUCUACGCGGAAUACCUGCUCAUUCCUCUGGUGAGGUGAUGGAUCGAUCGGGGCAACAACUCCACGGAAGAACUUCAGUGCCGGAGUAAACCCGCGCCCAUCUGUUCCGUCUGAAAGUUGAAGCAUCAGGCAGAGGACUAGAGGAGGAAGGAUGGCCACGGAUGGCGCCCAAUAAAAUCCCCUGUGCUUCCGCAGGACCACACACUAGCUCGUGAAAUGAGAUGCAGUACCCUGUAAAGAUUGCACGAUCUCCAACUCCCAACGUACCCAAAGUAACUAGACCAGGUGAGCUGUAGCCUGUAGGUGUUGCUAGCAACAAUACUCUUCCUCCAGUAUAUUCUCUUCAUCAGCUGUCAGCUGAGCUCUCCUCGUAGGGGCCAUGGCCAUGCCCCUACUCCCCUAGUGUAGUAUGUGGCCGUACGUCCCGUCUGCAGCUUGACUUCUCCAGAGCUCGAUUUGUGGUUUGUCA